UGUUACGGUAAGGAGGCGCUCAGCUGCUGUUUGUGCACGUCGAUGAUCAAGCAUGACUUUGGUUUGAUGUAUAGGACGAUUCCGGAAAACUGUAAGAAGAAGAACAGUACGAUUCUGGUGACCUGGUUCGCUCUUCUAAUUCAGUAACUGAGUUCAUGACACGGUUGCCGAAAUAUUAAGAUAUUGGUGGUGUAUGAACAUAUGUGAAUGCUUCAGUGACAUGUGGAGUGAUUCUUCUGGAAGUGACUCUUUGGCUUGACUCCGGAUCAUCCCACCUGUGCAUCAUAUCAGUCGCAUCUGCUUUAAAAACUUAAAGCAUAGAAUUGUGCAUUAAGAUCUCAGCCUAAAAGGACACAGAUGCCUCGAUGGAGGACAUGUAUCAACAAGCACUUUCAGUGGUCCAGCCCUGUAGCUCAAGGGCUGCUUUUAUGUGUUUUAACUUUUGGGGUGUUACUGCCUAUAUGCUGUCACCGUUUAUUGUACUCAUAUUAUUUUUUAAAAACUGUGUAUCUUGAUUCAUUGAGUGAUGCUGCUCUUGAAGAGAGCUAUAACAGAGGUCAGGAGGCCCUACUUUUCUGGGAGGGUGUGGACUCUAAAGAAAGCCUGAAGGACCUGACAGAAACAGUUGCUAAGAAACCAGAUCUCUUGGUCACUGUUGUGACAGCCAGGAGAAUGGAGGGGAGGGAAUAUCACUACCUGUUGCAGGUCACUCAACGGCUUGCGUCACUCCUUAAGACUUGCGGUGAUAAACCAUGUGCUGAGGUAAUGCUUUGUGAUGUCGAAAGUGGGCCUUAUUUGAACGAGGAUGUCUUGCUUGUGGAGAAACAGUUCCUGGUUGUUCGACGAUCUCCAGAUGAGAGGUCGAAGAUCAGAGAAGUUUCAAACAUCUUCGAAAAGGAGAAAAAAGAUUAUGUUUACUGCCUGAGGAAGGGAUGGGACCUUAUGAGGCCAAAAAACAUCAUUGUCCUGGAGGAUGAUGCACUGCCAGGGACAGACUUUUUUCCAUUGAUUAAAAACUUACUCUCGCGGAAGUUUGCUCUCAACACUCUGUACGUGAAGCUGUACCACCCAGAACGUCUGCAGAGGUACUGGAAUCCAGAGCCGUAUCGCAUUCUGGAAUGGGUGGGACUUGGCAUGUUUGGUGCAACAAUCCUUCUCCUCAUAUUUUCCCACUGCACAUCUCUCUCUUUAACCCUGUCUUUUCCUCAUUUUCUCUUUCUGACUCUUUAUAUAAUGGCCAUGGUUGAGCUAGUAGGGAGGCACUAUCUCCUGGAGGUUAGACGCCUUUCACCCCAGCUGUAUACUGUAUCACCUGCCACUGAAUGCUGCACCCCCGCUAUGCUCUUUCCAGGCAACGCUUCCAUUCGAGCAGCAGAGUACCUGGACCAGGUUGUUUGUGCUCAGGGUAAUGCAAAAGACAUGGUGCUGUACAAGAAAGCCAGAUCGACACCAGGAGAGAGGGCACACAGUGUUGAACCCAAUGUGAUCAAGCAUAUCGGAGCGUACUCCUCCGUCAGGGUCAACCCCCUUCGACCCAAAUUAAUUUGAAAUCUGAAGGUUUUUAUUUAAGGAUUGUAUGAUAAUUGACUGAAUUUAGCACAUGUUCAUACAGAACUGCAGCAUAGUAGCACAAACCUGGAUUAGGGCCUUCCAAGUAAACCCAAAGUAUACUUCGGUUUUGACGCAAAUGCUUAAGCCCAAAGGAUACUUUGGUUUUGACGUGAACGCUUAAGCCCAAAGUAUACUUCGGGUUUGAUGCGAACGCUUAAGCCCAAGUAAUAUAUAUAUAUAUAUAUAAAUAUAUAUAUUUUUUUCAAAUUGGAAUGCCCAAUUCUCAAUGUGCUCUAAGUCCUCAUGGUGGCGUAGUGACUCGCCUCAAUCCGGGUGGCGGAGGACAAAUCUCAGUUGCCUCUGCAUCUGAGACCGUCAAUCCGCACAUCUUAUCACGUGGCUUGUUAAGCGCGUUACCGCAAAGACGUAGCGCGUGUGGAGGCUUCACGCUAUUCUCCGCAGCAUCCACGCACAACUCACCUCUUGCCCCACCGAGAGCGAGAACCACACAUUACAGCGACCACGAGGAGGAUACCUCAUGUGACACUACCCUCCCUAGCAACCGGGCCAAUUGGUUGCUUAGGAGACCUGGCUGGAGUCACUCAGCAUGCCCUGGAUUCAAACUCAUGACUCCAGGGGUGGUAGUCAGUGUCAAUACUCGCUGAGCUUCCCAGGCCCCCCAAUACUUGGGUUUUGACACAAACGCUUAAGCCCAAAGUAUUCUUCGGUUUUGACGUGAGCGCUUUAGCCCAAAGUUUACUUCAGUUUUGACCCGAACACUUAAGCCCGGAGUAUACUUCGGCUUUGACGUGAAUGCUUAAGCCCGGAGUAUACUUCGGCUUUGACGUGAAUGCUUAAGCCCGGAGUAUACUUUGGUUUUGACGCGAACGCUUAAGCCCGACAUAUACUUCGGUUUUGACACGAACGCUUUAGCUCAAAGUAUACUUCGGUUUUGACGCAAAUGUUUACACCUGUGCACGGCCUAGAUUAUCUUGAUACCCGCACCGUCCUUGUCUGUGCACAUCACCGGCACAUGCGCAGAACGCAGAAAAACAAAGUAUAUCCGGGCCUUUAGUGUAUGCGUACAGUCGAACGCUCAGCCUUUCAAAAUAUAUUCCCUUUGACUGUGCACGCAUACACUGGCGGCUGCCGCAUACACGCUACGACUGCUAUGAGAUACUGGACCAUUUCUUUUAGGAGUUUAAACCAAUAAAGAUGUCUUUAUGAUUCGAAUUAAACAAAUGUACAUGUUUUUGACCUCUGUUGUAGUUUCCACCAUCUCCUGUUGUUUUGCAUCUUUUUUGUGCUUCUUUGUGAAAGCAACGGCUCAAUUGGGAGUGUUGCCACUUUGUGGACCCACUAAUUAGUACAAAUAAUUCCAGGCCCAUGCGCAUACUGUGCAUGUCAGAGUACAUGCGGUUAGAAAAAUCAGGCCGCACGCAGUUAGUACUUGAGCACUCUGCUUUUGACGAAAUUUGCUUCACGCAACCUCUAUGCAGAUGCCUAGCUUUUGCAUCUAACCGAAGUAUACUUUGGGCUUUAGUGUCUCUAAGUAAGAAAGCAUAUCUGACCCUUUUCCAUAUAGUCUCAUUCAUUUGGAUAUCAAUAACAAAACAGAGUCUAGAUUAGUACGAUGAGCACUAUGAAGUUUCAUACAUGUGAUUCCUUGUUUGCUGCUGUUCCAGACACACAGCUGCUGCUAGAAGCUUCAAGAAUGUGGUAUGUUUCAAACCAAGAUCUUUGCUAAACAAUGGAAUGUGGGCUCUUUUAAAAUCCACAGUGUUUACAACUUUAUAUAUUUGAUAUUAAAUAAAGGUUUAUUGUUGUUUUUAAUACUCUAUAUUCACAUUUGCUUGAUAUAAUCAUAUUUCACUUUCAAGUUUCUUUUACACACCAGAAAUAAUAAUCCAGCAGUUUGAGCAGGCUUUGAGAUGAUUAACUUUGAUGAAAUCAAAGUUGGACAAUUGUCCAAAAACAUGAUCUGAAUUAUAUUUUGGAAGAUUUUUUAAGAUGUUAAUUUGAAUAAAAUGUACCUAAUACAAAUGUUAUCAAUCACACUAUAAGAUAGAUUUUGUUUUAUUUUCAUCAUGACUAAAAUUAUAAAGAGAUGCUAAUCUAUUUAAGUAUCUAUGGAUUUCAUAGAAAUAAUUUGGUAAAUAAAAAUA
Messenger RNA from Myxocyprinus asiaticus (Chinese sucker), 3716 nucleotides. Its product is annotated as post-GPI attachment to proteins factor 4-like. Lineage: Eukaryota; Metazoa; Chordata; Actinopteri; Cypriniformes; Catostomidae. The coding region runs from base 358 to 1548 and encodes 396 amino acids. The record is from RefSeq and is a predicted model, not a curated record. The transcript is spliced from 2 exons. Gene Ontology annotation, biological process: GPI anchor biosynthetic process. Gene Ontology annotation, cellular component: Golgi membrane. Gene Ontology annotation, molecular function: glycosyltransferase activity.